Messenger RNA from Lotus japonicus, 1527 nucleotides. RefSeq lists its product as uncharacterized. Gene Ontology annotation, biological process: late endosome to vacuole transport via multivesicular body sorting pathway; vesicle budding from membrane. The transcript has 8 exons. Gene Ontology annotation, cellular component: ESCRT III complex; cytoplasmic side of plasma membrane; multivesicular body. The record is from RefSeq and is a predicted model, not a curated record. The coding region runs from base 72 to 1367 and encodes 431 amino acids. NCBI's taxonomy places the organism in Eukaryota, Viridiplantae, Streptophyta, Magnoliopsida, Fabales, Fabaceae.
GAGUUUUGACCAAAAAAUCAUUUGAAAGACGAAAAGCGUUGCUAGCGGUUCUGAUGAACCGUGGUUAGAAAAUGGAUUCGAGUGCGAGUGUGAAAGAUUUCAUAGCAAAGGAAGUGGCUGAUUGGGACGACGAAUUGGUCACCGUCGCUCGAUUCAAGGCAUUUUCCGGCCAACGAUCCGAUUGGCAACCCAACUUCCUCUUCUGGAGAAAUUUGAUCAUCAAAAUCGCCACCCAUUUUCGCUUCCUCACAGUUCAACCUUCCCAGGUUAAGAAUGAGUGGUUCAAUCGAGGAGGGUUAACCCCUUUGUGUCUUGACCAUGUCCUGUUUCUGAUGUAUAAUGAAGGUGACAUCAUGAGAACUCUGGACCUUGUGGAUCCAAGGAGUGGAAGAGUCUCCCAACUGUUCAGAAAAGUGAGCAGUUUGAUAACUAGAUCGGCGACGCCGCCGGAUAUCGUGGCUGAAGAAUUUGUGGUUGUAACUGCUGUGCUUAAGGAUAAGGCUGCUGAAGUUGUUAAACAUCUAUCUGAAAAUCACUGGAAUUCAUCUUGUAUCAUCACGAUGAAGAAAUUUCAGGAUGUAUGUGGAGGGCCGGAUGAAGCAUCUGUAAUCUUGAGGUAUCUGUCUGGGUGCAGAACAGCGCAGUAUCUGUCAGUCCAUAAGAAAGAAUUUGUAGAGGGGGUAAAAAUUUCUCUCUCAACAGCAGUGUUAUCCAGUAUAUCUAAUUUAGAUUAUGAUGUACUGUACUUGAUUUGGACGACUGAGAAGCUUCAGCAACAACUAGAUGUGAUUGACAGGCGUUAUGAAUUGUCAAGAAAAUCAGCAUUGGCUUCUCUACAUUCUGGUAACAAAAAAGUGGCCCUUAGGUAUGUAAGGGAGCUAAAGUUGAUCACCCAGAGCAGAGAAAAAUGUUUAUCAUUUUUGAACCGAGUAGAGGAGGUACUCAGCAUUAUUAGUGAUGCUGAGUCAACAAAAAAGGUUUCAGAAGCUAUGCAGAUUGGAGCGCGAGCAAUUAAAGAAAAUAAGAUCAGUGUAGAAGAUGUUGAUCUUUGUUUAAGAGAUCUCGAAGAGAGUAUUGAUUCCCAGAAGGAAGUUGAAAAGGCACUAGAGCAAACUCCUUCACACGCAUAUGUUGAUGAAGAAGAUAUUGAAGAGGAAUUCAAGAAGCUGGAGCAGGCUUUUGGGGAAGAGGUUCAAGUUCCUGCACCAGAGAAGACGAUUGCCAAUGCAGAAGGAAGCGACACUUCAGGAGCUGCUGAAUUUAUCAGUGAUGCUUUCUCAAAUCUCAAGCUUUCAGAUGGUCCAGCUGAGAGGCCAAGGAUCACUCAGGUGUCAGGGUCCAAAAAAACAGCAAAUUUAGAAAUGUAAAAUGUUUAAUCUGAGCGAAAAUUAUGGUUGUUGUGCUUCAUUCUGGCAAAAUGAACCAUGGUUUGAUUAUUAGUUAGUAUACAUGUAAUGAACAUGCUUCUGUAUUUAAGAAGGUGUACAGUUAAUGUUGCAGAUAAAUAUCCAAACUCUUAAUUUAUCA